AUGGCCUUCGCUUGUAGCUCCAAAUUUCCGGUCUUUCUUUUCGUAGUCUGUUACGUUCUCAUCGCCACUUCUUUCGCAAUAAGAAGUCCAAGUGUCAAGCCCUCAACAACUUUGAUCCAAAAUAUUUGCUCAAAAACUCAGAACCCUACCUUUUGCAAUCAUAUAUUGAAUUCCGAUCCUCGAAGUGUACACGCUGAUCUGAAAGGCCUGGUCCAAAUACUCAUCGAUAAGACAUAUUCUAGGGGUAAUCGUGCAUUAACUGUGAUAGCGUCUCUUUACAAAAAUGCAAACAACAAUGAGACCAAAGAUCAAUUAUAUUCGUGUGCUAUGUCUUACAAAAGUGCAAUGAACAAUCUCAAUAAGGUGAAUGCAGCUCUAAAGUCCGGUAAUAGAGAAAUAUAUAGUGAUCUAAUAUCUGUUAUAGAUGGAGCUGAGUCAUGUGACGAUGUAUAUGACGGACCGCCAGUCAUUCCUCCUAAGCUUGAAAAAGCUAACAAGAACUUUGAGGAUAUUGCUUACAUUAUUUUCACAAUUAGUAAACUUUUGUAA
This is a messenger RNA of Impatiens glandulifera, 549 nucleotides long. RefSeq names its product pectinesterase inhibitor-like. Bases 1 to 549 code for a protein of 182 amino acids. The record is from RefSeq and is a predicted model, not a curated record. Gene Ontology annotation, molecular function: pectinesterase inhibitor activity. Gene Ontology annotation, biological process: negative regulation of catalytic activity. The transcript has a single exon. NCBI's taxonomy places the organism in Eukaryota, Viridiplantae, Streptophyta, Magnoliopsida, Ericales, Balsaminaceae.